Dermacentor andersoni is the source of this 686-nucleotide messenger RNA. RefSeq lists its product as uncharacterized. Lineage: Eukaryota; Metazoa; Arthropoda; Arachnida; Ixodida; Ixodidae. The record is from RefSeq and is a predicted model, not a curated record.
GCCAAAAAUAAAUGACCCACGAGGAUGCUAAAGUAUAAAAGCCGGACUGUUAACGCAGGUUACUCACAAUUCACUCGAUACAAACGGAGAAAUAUCCUGUGCACUUCUGCUUUAGAGAUCAUGAGGCUCAUUUCCACAGCCAUUUGUAUCGUGGUGCUCGUCGCCUCUACGGUGGACGCACACGCCAUUCCCGAAGAGGAGUCCAACCUUGAAGCAACAUUCGACAGGGCGGCCAAAUGUGCCACUCAAGAUGCUGUUUAUGUGGGUGAGAUCCUGCGAGAAGUGGCCCAGACCCUAGCUGAGGACGAGGACAUUAAUUCUGAGAGCGAUGAGUACUUUUUGCGUGCUCUGUGGGAGAAAACAAAGGACGCUUUAAAAAACGCCACUGAAAAGGUGAAAGUGACCGUAAAAGGCGCCUACGACAAUGCCAAAGGCCACAUCACAAAAGCCGCUGAGGACGCCAAGAAGAAGAUCCAAGACAAGGCAGCCGAGAUCAUCUCCAAGUUGUUAACCAAAGUUACGAGUGGCUAUGCCGUGGAAGAUUCUGCCAAUCAUGGCAACUUUAUCAAGAUGUUUGUCGGUGUCGUCAUGCGAGCUGCCGAGCGAUUCAUGAAAAUGGGCAAGGCUUUGGAAAGCAUUCAGAACUGAUGAAAAUAAAUAAGCUUAACUGCGAAACUCAUAAAGAA